Messenger RNA from Oryza sativa Japonica Group (Japanese rice), 1579 nucleotides. RefSeq names its product very-long-chain 3-oxoacyl-CoA reductase 1. The record is from RefSeq and is a predicted model, not a curated record. Gene Ontology annotation, cellular component: endoplasmic reticulum. NCBI's taxonomy places the organism in Eukaryota, Viridiplantae, Streptophyta, Magnoliopsida, Poales, Poaceae. Gene Ontology annotation, molecular function: ketoreductase activity.
UAAAGGAAACAAUUAAGAGCGAGCUGGUUAAUUGCUCUCCAACAUUAUGGCCAUGCCGAUAUGGCUCAUCCUGCUGGCCUCCCUCGGCGCCGUCCAUGUCGCCGCCGACGUCCUCCGACUCGUCGCCACCCUCACGUUCGGCCUGCGCGCCCGUCCCAGGGGGGACCUCCGCCGCCGGUACGGCUCGUGGGCCGUCGUCACCGGGCCGACGUCAGGCAUCGGCCGUGCCAUGGCGCUGGAGCUCGCGGGGCGCGGCCUCAACGUCGUCCUCGUCGGCCGUGACCCCGCCAAGCUCCGCGACGUCGCCGGCGCCAUCGCCCGGUCCCACUCCCACCACGGCGUGCGCACCAAGACCGUGGUCUUCGACUUCUCCCUCGUCUCCACCGUGCAAGGUGAGAAGGCGAUGGCGGCGCUAAGGGAGACGGUGGAGGGGCUGGACGUUGGGGUGGUGGUGAACAAUGCCGGCGUGGCAAAGCCCGGCGCGAUGUUCCUGCAUGAGGUGGAGGUGGAGCCAUUAAUGAGGAUGAUACGGGUGAACAUGCUAGCCCUAACGAAGGUGACGGCGGCGGUGCUGCCGGGGAUGGUGAUGAGGGGCAGGGGUGCUGUCGUCAACAUCGGCUCGGCGUCAGCGGAGGCUCUCCCCUCCUUCCCGCUCUACUCCGUCUACGCCGGCACCAAAGCAUAUGUUGGUGAGUUCUCAAGAGGCCUCUCCGUGGAGUACAAGAGAAAGGGAAUCGAUGUGCAAUGCCAGGUGCCAUGCCUGGUGGAGACGAACAUGAUAUCGAGAGCCAUGAAGGAUAUCUUUCUGUCGCAGUUCGUGGUGACCCCGGAGGAGUACGCCCGUGCGGCGGUGCGGUCGAUCGGCCACGGGCGGAUGUGCGUGCCCAACAUGGCGCACCGAGUGCAGCUCCUGGGGAUGAGAUCCACCCCGGAUUUCGUGUUGAACUGGUACCGCCUGCGGCUCCACUUGCAGCAGCGAGCCAUCUUUCGAAGCCGCAGGUGUCAUCGGAUCGCGCUCCUCUGACGUAAAGUCAGAGGGACGUGGGUCACUGACGUGUGGGCCCAACCUUUGUGGGUCCCACACGUCAGUGACAAAGUCCCUCUGACUUUACGUCAGAGGAGACUCAUCCGGUGUCAUCCGUACCCACUACAAGAAGGCUGACAAUCCACCAUCGUGGGAUAGAGCUUAAUUAACCAGCAGUCAGUUGCUGAACAACAUCCUAAAAUACGUGUAGUUAAAUAAUACUCGCUCCGACCUAAAAUAUAAGUAUUUCUACAUAUGAAUCUGGAUAUCGUAACUAAAAAUUAUUAUAUUUUGGGGCGGAUGUAGUAUAUAUUUUGCUUUUUUAAGAGGAAAAUGUUAAUUUUGAUCACAGUUGUCACGGUCACAUCAAUCCGUCACUGUGCGGAGAGAAGUAAAGGGUAGAGCGGAAAGUGUUAGUCACGGGAGUUAAGAAAUAUUGUCUUACUACCUCUGUCUCAAAAUAUAAAAGAGAUGUUUACUAUGCAUUUGUAUCACUGAAAUCCCUUAUAUUUUAGAACAGAGAUAAUAGAUAAUGUUCAUUGCCAUAUGACAUUU